Messenger RNA from Physella acuta, 939 nucleotides. RefSeq lists its product as uncharacterized. Gene Ontology annotation, molecular function: lipid binding. Lineage: Eukaryota; Metazoa; Mollusca; Gastropoda; Physidae. The record is from RefSeq and is a predicted model, not a curated record.
AUGUCCUACAGGUCAUGGUUCUAUAACACAAACGUCAUACAUCAGAAUGCACAUUUGAUUGUCAACUUUCUGUUUUCCCCAGUGAAAGACUUGGCCCUUCGACAACUACAGGAAGAUCCCAGCAAAUUCCUUCCUACGCUGUUUCAGGGGCAGAGCUACGGAGUCAGCUGGAUUUUUCAAGACAUUCUGUACACGAACUUCAAUGUCACAGACAGCGCCGUGGAAAUCAACAGUCCCCUGAACUUUGACCUUUGGUUGAGUGAACUCAGUGCUAGCGUGGACGGUCGGUUCACUUCUGGUUCCCGCACCACGAACAUAGACAGUAUUAAGCUGACUGACCUUCACCUUAAUCUCAAGCUGAAUUCAGGCCUGGAUAGGAACGAGAAACCCGUGGUUUAUAUUGACGACUGUAGCUUCACGUUUGGUGAUCUGGUACUAGGGUACGCCGGUGGAUCAUAUCAGAUGUACCAUGCCUUGACCACCACAUACCACUCCCACGUCAAGAAUGUGUUGACCGAUGAGGUUUGCUACGCACUGACGACUUUAGUUGAGCAGAUUAAUGGUCGUUUCCAGUGGGUAGACAAUGGAAUCAUUUAUGACUACAGUCUAACCGCACUGCUAUAUGGCACUAACCAAUACAUUGAGUCGCAGCACAGGGGUGAGCACAGGAUGACCACUGGUCAGAGCAGUCCUUACACACCUGUACACAUGCCAGACUUCCAGGAAAACGACGCCAUGUUCUACGUGAUGGUCAACGAGUACGUGGUCAAGACGGCGAUGUUUGUACUAGACCAGAGCAAUCGUCUGUAUGUCCAGCUGGAACCUCAACAGCUGUCUGAGACUUGCACAAACUUGCUGCUGUCGGUGAUAGACAGAGAUGUCUCGGUAAUCAAUACUUCAAAAUACAUCCCCGUGCUUACCUUCAUCAGGACAACAUGA